AGAAUUUCAGUGAGCUCUCCUUUAGCAUGGCAGAAAAUGAUGACAAGAGCGAUCUUAACUUCCUAGCAAUAAAUGGAGCAAGUCAGAAUGCAAGUUACAAACUAAAGAAUACCUUCAAGAUGACUCAGAAAGGAGAACAUGUUGUGAAGAUAACUGCUAAGGAUUUAAGCAACCUUGAGGAAGUAAAUGAGGAAUUGGAGCUUUCAAGUCCCAAAAACUUCAGACAAAAUUCAAAGAAUAAAGAUCCUUUUGGUGGCCAUCUUGAAGAAGAUUUAGACAACGUGGACAUCGAAGCUUUAUUUAACAAGGAGCAGACACCUGCUCUAUUCAGAGGCACCUCUGGUGUGAUAGAUCCGCAGACGCUUAAGCGAAAGUAGGUUAAGAUAAGGGAAAUAUAUUGUUCCUGGUCGCCACUUGUAAAAUUAUCAGUCAAUAUUUUUA
Moneuplotes crassus is the source of this 441-nucleotide messenger RNA. NCBI's taxonomy places the organism in Eukaryota, Ciliophora, Spirotrichea, Euplotida, Euplotidae. The record is from the annotation of a GenBank genome assembly.